Molecule: messenger RNA, 573 nt
Organism: Laccaria bicolor S238N-H82
Lineage: Eukaryota; Fungi; Basidiomycota; Agaricomycetes; Agaricales; Hydnangiaceae
Exons: 8
Coding region: 1-573 (190 amino acids)
Source: RefSeq, a predicted model, not a curated record
AUGUCACCACGCUCCAAAAACCAAGGUCUCCAAUCUAUCUCUGUGAACACUACAGAUUUUGUAGUGUCGCAUCUUUCAUUUUCAAACGCAUCAGUGUUUGAUGCUCUUUGGCCUUCCGUCGCUUCCGAGUUUUUAAUUAAAAUGCCUUGUCUUGGCUCGUCUUCUCAUUACGGAGACACAUCAGUCUUUGAUGCAUACACGGGAACUGCCAUACAUGACUUUCUGAAUGGCUUAAUGCAAUUCUUCUCCCUGUGUUGGGUGUUUACUCUAGAACCUCUUCGUGCUCUAUUAGGCUUAAAGGGCAAAGGAAAGGCCAACGCUGUUGUGGAAGUAAAUGUGACUGCAACGACUACGAGCGACACCACAACCUGGCUUAAUACCCUCGACAAAGCCCACCAUGAGAAUGGUCCAGAUGAGCACUCUCAGGAUGAUGCUCCAGAUGGCCGCACUCCUACCCAGUGCUUGUUCACAAGGCUCUUUUGGGACUCAGAUGACAAUGUGGAAGAUUACACUGCACCAUUGUCACCAAUGCCUAUCGCCGGACCUACCAAGAAGACUAAAUUAGAUUCAUAG